GUUUGAGGUGCAUUGGAUCAAACAAGUACCAGCGUCAUAGCAAGGUAAGCAUUCACCCGCCAGUGAGGUGUGUGCAGUUUGUCCUAACAAUAAGACGCAAAGAUGCACGGUGGAACAAGCAUAAUUUAUGCAGCCAAAUGACCGGAACUCAACACACUGGGGCCAAACGCAAUCUUCAUCGGUUUAGUACACUACAGGUUCAGGUAUUGAAUCCAAACGAUCCGGAUAAACAUGCAUUUUGCCGGCUAAGUCCAUUUUCCAUUUGCAUGGAACGGACAAGCAACAUUUCUCGGCUAAUGAUCUGGGCUAGAAUUACUGGUCAGAAAAUCGCCCCACCAUUUUUCUUUUCCAGGAACGUGACCGCAUCGUCAUACAAGGAAUUGCUCCGGACUUGCGUACCGCCACAGUUGGAGACGGAUGGAGUUCGCAGUACCAUAUGGUCGCAUCAUGAUGGUGCGCCAGCACAUUAUGUUCAAUCGGUGUGAGAAUAUCUCUACGAUGAAUUCAGCCGACGUUGGGUCGGUCGUGGAGACCCCAUCCAGGGGCCCCCACGGUCACCCGAUUUAAACCCGCUGGAUUUUUUUUCUCUGGGGAUAUUUGAAACGAAGGAUUUACAGAAACAAGCCGAUUUCCCUCGAGCAAUUGCAUCAGAAUAUUGUGAAUGAAUGCCACGCCAUCUCCACCGUGGCGUUGCAGAAAGUACCUGUUAACCGCAUCAAGCGAUUUCCUUACUGUAGUCAGAAUGCAGGUGGACACUUUCAACAUCUCCUUCCAUGAUAUCUCUUUCCGUCUAACCCUGCUUAUGUAAAUAUAUGUUUCAUCGAUUG
Molecule: messenger RNA, 827 nt
Organism: Dicrocoelium dendriticum
Lineage: Eukaryota; Metazoa; Platyhelminthes; Trematoda; Plagiorchiida; Dicrocoeliidae
Source: the annotation of a GenBank genome assembly